AAAUACAUUAAUAUUAACAACUCAGUUGACAAACUGUUGCUAUUUAGAAAGGAGUGUGCAUCUCAGUUUUCAUUGGGCAAACCCGAUCCAGAGGUUUUUCAUGAGCGCUGGUGGGAGGAGAGACUACAGCAGCGCUGGAUAUCAAAAAUAAACCUCUCAUUUCUCAGAAAGUAUAAAUACCAGCGCCUCAAUCCAGAGACAGUCCUGUGGACUAAAGAGCUCAGGAACUUGGCUCCGAUUUACCUAUAAUUCAAUUUGCACUCAUAGUAAGGAUGCAUUGAAUUUAUUCACUUUCAAAAUAGUUUUAAGCUAGUGGCAUGUGCUGGAUAGUAGUCAUAAAUGUUAAUAAUAUUAAUAUUAGAGAAAGUGCUUGAGUAAGGCUUAUGAAAGUUUGUCAGUCACAUUAGAUUAGUUGAUCAAUAAGUUACAAAUAUUAUUAUUAUUUUUUAAUUUAGGAAUAGCGGUGUUUUAAUAAAAUGUGGUCGUAUUUAGUUAUAUUUGUUUGCCUCUUCGCUGAAACAUCUGCUCACUCGUUUGAGACUGAAGAGAUUGUACCUGUUCAACUGACUGGAAGAAGCGGUGGACGAGUGGCAAAGAGGAGUGAAACGCAGCCCAGCUUCAGGCUCUCGGCUUUCGGCAGGAAUUUCACACUCAAUUUGACACCGGACAGCACCUUCAUAUCGCCAGCGCUGAAAGUUUACCGCGUCAAAGUCAAACCACAAGAAAAGUCAACCAGCAACCUGACAGAUUUUUAUCAAUCCUUGAAUCAAACCGAGGAGACUGGGACAGAGUUUUUAAAAGGCUGCUUUUACACCGGCUUUGUUGACUCCAGUGAAGACUCAGUCGUUUCUGUCAGCUUAUGUCGUGGGAUUUUAGGAUCGUUUAUUUCAGAUGGUAAAGAAUAUCUAAUCGAACCGAAAUCUUUCGGUUUGGGGACUAAAGGAAAGUUAACCGAACAGCUGCAUGUCAUUAAAAGGAGACGUUUUGCAAAGUCCUCGCAGGUUUCUAAACAGCUGUCAGAUAUGAGAGAUGAUCUUCAAAACUCAAGGAUCCAGAUGCCAUCCAGGCGCAGGCGCUUUGUCUCAACUCCCAGGUUUAUUGAGACGCUGGUUGUCGGUGACGCCUCCCUCACACACUUCUAUGGGGACGAGAUCAAGCACUACAUGCUGACCUUGAUGUCAGUGGCCGCCCAGGUUUACAAGCACCCCAGCAUUAAGAACUCCAUCAACAUUGUGCUUGUGAAGAUGCUGAUUGUGGAGGAUGAAGAGGUCGGGCCGUCCAUCUCCAGCAAUGGAGGCGUAGCUCUGCGUAGCUUCUGUGCCUGGCAGCAGCUCUUCAACCCGUCCAGCCACAGGCAUCCGGAGCAUUACGAUACAGCCAUACUGUUCACUAGAGAGGACAUCUGUGGACAUCAGAGUUGCGAGACGUUGGGUGUAGCUGAUGUUGGAACCAUGUGUGACACUAAAAGGAGCUGUUCUGUGAUUGAAGACAACGGCCUUCAGGCUGCUUACACAACUGCACAUGAGCUAGGUCAUGUUUUGAGCAUGCCUCAUGAUGACACUAAGAGCUGUGAGCAGCUUUUUGGACAUCUAGGCGAGGAUCAUAUCAUGGCUCCUGUAUUCACUCAGCUCAGUAAAACCUCACCCUGGUCACCCUGCAGUGCUUUGUACGUCACUGAGUUUUUCGACAAUGGACAUGGAGACUGUUUACUGGACGCCCCUGAGACCACAGUGGCUUUACCCACUGAGCUGCCAGGCCUAACUUACAGUCUGGACCGCCAGUGCCAGCAGAUAUUUGGAGAGGAGUUUUCACAUUGUCCCAACACCUCAUCCAGCGAGGUGUGUGAGCGGCUUUGGUGUCAACAGGAGGGCCAGUCUAUGUGCACGACUCGAAACGGGAGUUUGCCCUGGGCGGAUGGCACGAGCUGCGGCACCAACAGGACCUGCCUGAACAGUGUGUGCAUGUCUUCUGAGGAUGUCCUGAGGCCGCAGCCGGCUGUGGAUGGAGGCUGGGGUGAGUGGGGAUCAUGGCAGCCGUGCUCCAGGUCAUGCGGAGGUGGAGUGAUGUUCUCCUACCGAGAGUGCAACCGACCGUCUCCGCAAAACGGAGGAAAAUACUGCGUGGGCCAGAGAGUCAAUUACCAGUCCUGCAACAAACAGGCCUGUGAGAAUAACCGAGGAAAAAGUUUUCGGGAGGAGCAAUGUGAAAAGUACAACAAUCCCAAUCACUUUGAUAUUCAUGGCAAUGUGAAGCAGUGGAUUCCGAAAUACGCUGGAGUGUCGUUACGGGAUAGAUGUAAACUCUUUUGCAGAGCACGGGGCAGCAGUGAAUUCAGAGUGUUUGCACCGAAGGUCAUUGAUGGAACCCCAUGUGGUCCUGAUACCACAUCCUUCUGUGUGCAAGGCCAGUGUAUCAAAGCUGGUUGUGACCUGGAGAUCGAUUCUAGUAAGAAGCUGGACAAAUGUGCUGUGUGUGGAGGAAACGGCCAGAGCUGCAGGAUGAUAUCUGGCUCCUUCAAUAAAGUCGUCCAUGGAUAUAGGGACAUUGUGACGAUUCCUAGUGGAGCCACUAACAUUAACAUCAAACAGCAGAGUCAUGGAAGUAUACCACACGAUGGCCAUUACCUGGCUGUACGAAGAGAAAAUGGCAAUUACAUCUUGAACGGGAACUUCUCUGUAUCCACUGUGGAGCAGCAUAUUCCAGUGCUGGGCGCUGUGCUGAAGUACAGUGGCUCUUCAACAACACUUGAGAGACUUCAGAGCUUCCGGCAGCUUCAGGAACCCAUCACAAUACAACUGCUCUCCACCGCUGCUGAAUCCAUCCCACCGAAGGUCAAAUACACCUUCUACAUCCCUAAAAGCAUGGCGUUCAGUAAACCGAAAGACAAAAAGAUUGCAGGCAAGUUGAUUCAUCCUUUUGGGGUGCCACAGUGGAUCUCAAGCGAGUGGUCCGAAUGCUCCAAAACAUGUGGUUCUGGGUGGUCCAGAAGAAAUGUGGAAUGUAAAGACAAUGCUGGCUUCUAUUCAAACCACUGCAAUAAAGAUCUCAGACCGUCUGAUAUCAGACCUUGCGCAGAUCUGCCGUGUCCCAUUUGGCAGAUAGGACCUUGGUCUUCAUGCUCUCAAACUUGUGGCCACGGGGAACGACAGCGCAAGAUUCUCUGCAUCGAUUACACUGGGAAGACUGUGGAGCCAGAGAACUGUGACCCUGCCAAGAUGCCUGAAUCCGUAUCUGAAAAGUGUUUCUACCAAGAGUGCUGAGGACUUCAUCUGCAGUAAAUGAUUUGGUUGUUAAGACGUUCCUGUGAAACGAUGGAUUAUCAUUUGACCGUGCUUCAGGUUGGAGCAGGGAAUUUUCAGCUUUAGACAGAAAACGGUUGAGCUGUGUGGAGUGAAUGUUGCACGGAUUGAUUAAGUUGGGCUUUGGUUUUAUCAGAUUUAUAUAUUUAUAACCACUAUGGAUGCAAUAGAUAUCUACCUCAUCAAUGCUUUAUUGCAGUUUCCCUAACUUCUAACUCCUGGAUCAUGUUCACACUUGGUUUUAAGAUGAUCACCCAAACACAAGUGGAUGAUGCUAAAUGCAGAUGCAAAUGGGGACUGAAGCGUUUUGUGCUUGUUUGUGCAAGUUGAAAACACAUCAUAUCAGAUUGCUUUCACAGUUUAUAUGCUCAUGUGGUGGAAUGCAUUUCAACAUAAAACUACCUAUUCCAUCUACUGAUGUGAUUCCAAAACAUUAUGGGAUGUGUUUUCAAGAUGACCCAACCAGACUAAAGGUUACUGUCGCACGAGAAUUUAUUUUAAGAAACCAGUCUUGAUUCUAACACAAAACCCAAAGUGU
Messenger RNA from Danio rerio (zebrafish), 3837 nucleotides. The record is from RefSeq and is a predicted model, not a curated record. NCBI's taxonomy places the organism in Eukaryota, Metazoa, Chordata, Actinopteri, Cypriniformes, Danionidae.